This is a messenger RNA of Tribolium castaneum (red flour beetle), 1243 nucleotides long. RefSeq names its product N-acetylneuraminate lyase. The transcript has 6 exons. Lineage: Eukaryota; Metazoa; Arthropoda; Insecta; Coleoptera; Tenebrionidae. Gene Ontology annotation, biological process: N-acetylneuraminate catabolic process. Bases 136 to 1044 code for a protein of 302 amino acids. Gene Ontology annotation, molecular function: N-acetylneuraminate lyase activity. The record is from RefSeq and is a predicted model, not a curated record.
GUUCAUUUAAAAAUAAAGUUAUGUAAAUAAUUGCUGUUUAUCAGCUUUAUUAUGUGAAAGACAAGAUAAUAAAAACUUAAAACAUCUUUUCUGUGUUAUAUUUGUGUUGUGCCUCCGUGCUUAUCUCUGUUAAACAUGGUUAAUUUUACAUUUAGGGGCCUUAUGGCACCAACUCUCACUGCUUUUAAAAAUGACUGGACAGUGGAUUUAAGUGUUAUUCAAGAUUAUGCAAAAUUUCUUGCUGAUUCAAAAAUUAUGGGUGUUUUAGUAAAUGGGACAAGCGGCGAGGGGAUGUCUUUGAACGUACGAGAAAGAAAGCAAGUGGCUGAAGAAUGGGUCAAAGCAGUGAAAAAAACAAACCAGCAUUUGAUGGUACAAGUGGGCGGAGCACCCUUGCCUGAUGUUCUGGAACUUGCAAAACAUGCCGAAUCAAUUGGAGUGCAUUCCCUCCUUUGCUUACCCGACCUUUACAACAAACCCGCAAAUUCAGCUGAUUUGAUCAGGUACUUGAAAACUGUGGGGGCUGCCGCUCCGAACACCCCCCUUUUGUAUUACCACAUACCGAGUUAUACCAACGUCAAUAUCCAUAUGGGACAAUUUUUGAACGAUUCCGUCGGUAAAAUCCCGACUUUCCACGGAAUUAAAUUCACUUCGACCGCCUUAGACGAGGGUGUGGCUGCCGUUGAAGCCAAUGGGGGCAAAUACGCGGUGUUUUUAGGGGCUGAUCAGUUAAUGGCAGGGGCUUUCACUUUGGGUUUUGACUCCGCAAUUGCAACAAGUCUAAAUAUGUUUCCCCAAUUGGGAGUGAAAAUCCUGGACGCGGUCAAACAAUCGAAACUAAAUAGCGCAAGAGAGACGCAACAACUUUUAACUAAAGUUUGCUCCGUCGUUACCAAGCAUGGGCCUUGGGUGCCCACCAUGAAAGUCGCCAUGGACCUAUUUACACCCAUUAAAGUGGGCAAAGCACGAGAACCAUUGACCAAUAUCACCCCAGAACAAGUGAAGGAAAUGGGGGCCACAAUGAAAACAAUCAAUUAUUGUUAAUUGUAAAGGGGGUCUCAAUAAAAACGCGUCAAGAGUGCUUUGAAAAUUUUAAUAACACUUGUGUCCAUCAUUCAUUGUUACAGAAAUCUAUUAUCUAAUCACUUGAAAUUCUCACAGCACUCUUGACCAUGUUUUUGUUUAGGACCCCGAUAUUUUAUUAAAAAGUGUUACAAAUAAAAUAUAUAAAUAUGGAUAAAAA